GAAUUGAAGACGCGCAUUUCUCGUGUUGUAAACAGACAGAAACGCACCGCUAUGUGAAAUGAAAUGGGGAUUAAUUCGACAAUCAUCUUGUUGUUGUGUUUCGAAACGGGUUGUCUUGUAAGCAUUAAUUUCGCCUAAUAAUUCUUCACCCAUUCUGAAUGGAACUGAAUGGUCAUCAAACUGAAGAUGGAACGUCGGGGGAGACCGAGAAUGAUGAAGCCAUUGGACCGAAGCAGACGCACCAACAGCAGCAGCAGCGUCCAUGGAAGGAGACGCCAAGUAGUGUUAGCUUUUUGGCUACCUCCAACAUGGAGGGUGCAUCGGCCGGGGGAAGUGCCUCAAUCUCUCGGAAGACAUCCAGCUCGAGCACCGUUAGACAAAGGACCGAGUCACUGAAAAAGAACAGGCCCCCAUUCCCCUGGUUUGGUAUGGACAUUGGCGGGGCGUUGGUGAAGCUAGUGUACUUUGAGCCGACAGACGUGACAGCGGAGGAGGAGCAGGAGGAGGUUGAGAACCUGCGCAGCAUCCGCCACUACUUGACAUCCCACACGGCUUAUGGGACCGCCGGAAUCCGCGACGUGUACCUUGAGCUGCCAGGGCUGUCGCUGUGUGGCCGCACGGGCAGUCUGCACUUCAUCCGAUUCCCCACGCACGACAUGGCCGGCUUCCUGCAAAUGGUUAGAGACAAGCAUUUUUCCAGCCUACACACCACGCUCUGCGCCACCGGAGGAGGGGCGUUCAAGUUCGAGCAGGACUUUCUCAUGAUGGCAGAUCUCGAGCUGCAUAAGCUGGAUGAGCUGGAGUGCCUGAUCCGGGGCGUCCUGUACAUCGACUCGGUGUUGCCCUCCGAAUGCUACUACUUCGAGAACCCCACUGAACUAGAGCGCUGUGAGGAGAAGGCUUUUCCCCUGGAGAACCCGUACCCUCUUCUACUGGUCAACAUUGGCUCGGGAGUCAGCAUCCUGGCGGUCUACUCCAAAGACGACUACAGACGCGUCACGGGAACCAGCCUGGGUGGUGGUACAUUCCUGGGCAUGUGUUGCUUGCUGACUGGCUGCAGCACCUUUGAGGAGGCUCUGGAGAUGGCCUCACGGGGGGAGAGCACACAUGUAGAUAAGCUGGUGCGAGACAUCUACGGGGGAGACUACGAGAGGUUCGGCCUGCCAGGGUGGGCCGUGGCUUCAAGUUUUGGGAAUAUGAUGUGCAAAGACAAGAGAGAGUCUGUCUCUAAGGAGGAUCUGGCUCGAGCCACACUGGUCACCAUCACUAACAACAUCGGCUCCAUCACACGCAUGUGUGCUCUCAACGAGAAUAUUGAGAGAGUUGUGUUCGUGGGGAACUUCCUGAGAGUGAACACACUGUCCAUGAAGCUGCUGGCUUAUGCCAUGGACUACUGGAGCAAAGGACAGCUGAAGGCUCUGUUCCUAAGACAUGAGGGUUAUUUUGGCGCUGUGGGAGCAUUGCUGGAACUGCUGAAACCGUCCUGAACAUUUCCCAUUUCUUUACACUGCUGAGCACUAGACAAACAUAUGUGUACACACACACACACACACACACACUCACUCUCUCUUAUCUGUCCUCUGACCUGGGUGUAGUCAGCCGGGUCUCCUCCUUCAGGCGCCCACUUAAACCCAAUCGUUCUCAUCACACCGUCUCUGGCUAAGCCUGUGUGUGAUCUCCACUCACAGUUAGGCCAGUCCCCCGGGGCGAGGGUUUCUCCAGCUGAUCCCUUCCUCUUUGUCUUAAACUCUGUCGCCAUGUAGCCUUAAUCACUCACAGCCCACUCGCUCUGUAGACAGAUGCUCCACUCACUGGAGUUCUUCUGCGCUUAGAGCCCUCAGCUGAACUUAAGCCCUGUUAGUGGGUUUGCUGAAUUGUUGUAGCACAUGGCCUUAAGCUAAUAAGGGAUACUAUGCAUCAGCAGCUGGUGAUUGACAUCAGAUGUAAACUAAGGUUACGAAUGUUGCCCUGCUACUAAGCAAUGGUUUGUUUACUCUAGACAUGUACAGACAAUCAGACAGCAGACCUUUUCAGGUCCACUUCAGCUGGAUAGUAGAGCCAAAGAUCUUUGCUUUCUGUUGAACGUCAAGUCAAAGAUGUCUCUCGGUGUGUUUUAAUGUCCAUGGUGUUUGUUCUGGUUACGAUGAUCUGGUUAUGUUCCAACGGAAUGUGGAUCAUCUUGAAACAGACUUGUCUCCUAUUUCGAGUGCUAUACAGAGCAGUUUGUUUUUAUUGAACUCUGUGAGACAUUUCAGUUGAUGUGGGACCAGUCACCUAAACCACACAAGGAAAAUUUCAACUCCUUUACUUAGCACAUAUGGCUCCUCACAGACUGAUUCAAACUAAAAACAAAUGGGUCAUUUAAUAUUUGGUCAUGUAUAUAAUAUUACAAUUAUAAUAAUAUUGAACUGUGAGGUAAAAAUGGAGAAUCGUAUUUACUCUGAAGUGCCUGUAAGACAAAGAAGGUCUAUAUGCUUUAAAAAAAAAAAGUAUUUUUUUAUGAUGCUGUUAAACAAAGAUCUACAACCAGUUGCUGUUAUGGAGCUUAUUGCACACAUCUGCACAAAAAAAAAAAACUAUUUCUACUUUUUUUUACUGUAAAGAAUGUUGUUGGUUGCAAUAAAAUAUGUUUAAAGUGA
Messenger RNA from Clupea harengus (Atlantic herring), 2639 nucleotides. RefSeq names its product pantothenate kinase 3. Gene Ontology annotation, cellular component: cytosol; nucleus. The record is from RefSeq and is a predicted model, not a curated record. Lineage: Eukaryota; Metazoa; Chordata; Actinopteri; Clupeiformes; Clupeidae. Gene Ontology annotation, biological process: coenzyme A biosynthetic process. Gene Ontology annotation, molecular function: ATP binding; pantothenate kinase activity.